Messenger RNA from Porites lobata, 1973 nucleotides. The record is from the annotation of a GenBank genome assembly. NCBI's taxonomy places the organism in Eukaryota, Metazoa, Cnidaria, Anthozoa, Scleractinia, Poritidae.
AUGGAAACAAGAUCAAGAGAAACUACUCCUACAAAGGAUGAUUUGGAUUUUAUAGUUGAUGAUGGUUAUAGACAUGAUGUGGACCCAGUUUAUGACCCUAACGAUAAGUAUCUUGUAAGUGGAAAAGUGUUUAAAAAGUUAACACAAAAUGCUAAAAAACUUGGUGCUGAAUCGCUUGAUUAUUCAAAACGAAAAAAUAACAAAUACAUGGUUACACUUCCAAGUGGAAAAAAAGUUCAUUUUGGAUCGACAAAAUAUGCGGAUUAUCUUACUCACAAAGACAAAGAUAGAAGAGAUAAAUAUCUUUUUAGAGCUACAAAGAUUAAAAACAAACAAGGAGAAUUAACUUAUACUAAUCCUGAAUCAGCUAACUUCUGGUCCGUUAAUUUACUUUGGCCUAAAAAAAUUUAAAAGAAUAAAAAUAUAUAUAAUAAUAAAAUGAGUUUAAAUGGUAAUGUUAGUUUAACUAGUUCAUCUAAUGAUAUUGAUCCAGCUUGUAAAUAUUAUGUUAAUGAUAACGAUUAUGAUAAUUUUAAGAAAGAACUUAUAAAAGUUUUAGAAGAAGGAUUAAAAGAAAUUUCAGGAAGAUUAUUUUCUAUAGAAGUCAAAAUUGAAAAUGGGUUUAAGAAUUAAAAGAUUUUUUAAAAAUGAACCGCAAAAAAAUUUUAAAUGGUGGAAAGAAGUUCUAUAUUCAUACUAUUUUUAGUAAUUAUGCCGCUUCAAAGGACGGUGAAAUUUUAAAUGUAACAACUGGAAGAAUUUAAAAAAAAAAAUGAAUAAUAAUGGAUACUAUCAUUUUAGAGUCAAUGAUAAAAAAUUGAUUAAACCAAAGAAUUACCUUAUACACAGGUUUGAAUGGGAAUGUGUUAAAGGUGUUAUUCCAGAAGGAUUUGUCAUUGACCAUUUUGAUUCAGUUAAAACAAAUAAUAAAAUGGAAAAUUUACAAUUACUAACUGACUCAGAAAAUAUUAGAAAAGGAAAUAGUAAACCUAUUGUAUCAUUUAAAAUCAAAAAUAACAAACAAAAAAAUUAUGAAAGUAUUACUUCUGCUUCACUCGAAUUAGAUAUUUCCUUUUCAAUUAUUUCUAAUAUUUGUAGAAAAGUAAAGUAUUACAAAACAGUGAUUUCCAAAAAAGAUGGGGAUAGAUACACAUUUGAAUUUUUAGAAAAAAAUAUUUAAAGAUUAAAUUUUUAUAAUCAAAAUGCAGUUGUCAAGCUACGAAAAUCUUACCCAAGACAAUAUUAUCUUUAAAGAAGCCAAAGAAUUUAAAGUCAAAGAUAGCAAAAUUAAAUACAAACGUAUCCCAAUUGAAAUCAAAUAUUCGAAUGGAAAGAAAGGACCGCUUGUAAUCGAAACCCCUUUUCUUUUUAGCUUUGGUGUUAGUGAAAAGAAAAAUCAAGAAACAAAAAAGUUAGUAGGCUAUAGUAUCCCAGUAUGUCUUUGGGCUAAAGAUAGCGAACCAAAUGUCAAAGAAAAAGCAUUUUUUGAAUUUAUUAAUAACUUAACAUCUCUUUCUCAAAAAUAUUUAGAGAAUGAAUAUGGACCAGAUUUAGCUUCGUCUCUUACUUCACUGUUAUAUUACAAACAGGAAGAAUACACUGAUAAAAAAGGAAAGAAGAAAACAAGAAAUGACCCCUCAUCUGCUUCGGUUUUUUAUGCGAAACUUGUUUACUCAGAAAAAUCAAAGAAAAUUUUAUCUUUGUUUAAGGGAAAGGGAGGUAAAGAUUUAAAUCCUUUUAAAUAUAUCAAUCAGUACUGUAAUGUUAAAUUGGCUCUGAUAAUUGAAGGAAUCUUCAUAAGUAAAACUGUGACAUCUUUACAAAUAAAAGUUCAUGAGUGUUAUGUCAAACAACUCAAACCUAGAGAGUUUUUAAUAACAAUUGAAGAGGAAGAUGAAGAUAUUGAAGGUGAAGAGUUAACUGAUGAAGUAGUUGAAGACUUAAUUUUAUCUGAUAAAGAAGAAAACGAGUAA